AUGGAAACGAUUUAUGAUGAGAUAGAAAUAGAAGAUUUUACAUUUGAUCCUGUCACUCAGUUGUUUCAAUACCCCUGUCCUUGUGGUGAUCGGUUUGCCAUUAGUAUUGAUGAUUUACAAGAUGGAGAGGAUAUUGCCGUUUGUCCAAGCUGCUCGUUGAUGGUGAAAGUUAUUUUUGAACCAGAGGAUUUGCAAGAGUAUUUGGAUGAGAUCAGUUGA
This is a messenger RNA of Lodderomyces parapsilosis, 219 nucleotides long. It is a transcript of the gene KTI11, whose product is annotated as Kti11p. Gene Ontology annotation, molecular function: metal ion binding. The record is from RefSeq and is a predicted model, not a curated record. The coding region runs from base 1 to 219 and encodes 72 amino acids. The transcript has a single exon. NCBI's taxonomy places the organism in Eukaryota, Fungi, Ascomycota, Pichiomycetes, Serinales, Debaryomycetaceae. Gene Ontology annotation, biological process: protein histidyl modification to diphthamide.